This is a messenger RNA of Helicoverpa zea (corn earworm), 1097 nucleotides long. Its product is annotated as probable U3 small nucleolar RNA-associated protein 11. Lineage: Eukaryota; Metazoa; Arthropoda; Insecta; Lepidoptera; Noctuidae. The coding region runs from base 114 to 875 and encodes 253 amino acids. The record is from RefSeq and is a predicted model, not a curated record. Gene Ontology annotation, cellular component: small-subunit processome; nucleolus. Gene Ontology annotation, biological process: rRNA processing. The transcript is spliced from 4 exons.
UAUGAACGGUUGAUGAGCUGUCAAAAACACGUGGUGAGGUUAUGUUGUGUGUCGUUUUAGGGAAGAAAAAUAAUUUUAUUUGAAAACAGUGCUUAAAAAAUAAUUUAUAAAACAUGUCUUCGUGGAAAAAGGCCGCGAAGGCCAAUCAGAAGACACACAAAGAGCGUCAUCAGCCAGAAUCGAGGAAACACUUGGGUUUGCUCGAGAAGAAGAAAGAUUACAAGAAGCGUGCUGAUGAUUACCAUGAGAAGGGUGAAACGCUGAAGUUGUUGAGGAAACGGACGCUGGAUAAGAAUCCUGAUGAGUUCUACUUUCAUAUGAUAAACUCUAGAGUGAAAGAUGGGGAGCAUCAUGAAGUGGAGAAGGUGGAGGAGCACUCCAAAGAGCAGGUGAAGCUGAUGCAGACUCAGGAUCUCAAGUAUAUUAACAUGAAGAGGACCAUUGAGAGCCGCAGGAUCAACAGGCUGCAGGCACAACUCCACAUGACAGACAUAGCAGAAACCACUCCAAACACUCACACGUUCUUUGUGGAUGAAGGUGAGGAGAAAGAGUUUGACUUAGCUAAGAGACUGGACACACAUCCUGCACUACUGGGCAGGAAGUCCAACCGGCCAAGGCUGGCUGACCUGGAUAAAAUGGCACUGCCAGAUGUUGAUGAUGAGACACUACAACUAACAAAAAAGAAGAAACAAAAGGUCUACAAUGAGCUGGCCAAGAGAAUAGAAAGAGAGAAGGAGUUGACUGUCAUACAGCAAAAGAUGGAAUUGAAGCGUCACUUACAAGAUGUUAAUAAGGUUAUAAAACCAAAGAGAAUAAAACGGGGCACUAAGAGCUCAGCACCGGUUUAUCAGUUCCAAUAUGUGAGGAAGAAGUAACUAGCAAUCGGUUAUAUUUGUUUAAUGAGUAAUUUAAAAACUUUAAUGUGAGUGAUAAGUAGUAACUACUACGGUACCAUAACUUCGUCGGUAUUGAAAAAGUGAGUCUUUCUAUUUUGUAAAUUGGAAUGAUUCUGAAAUUGACCGAUUAUAGUCAAAGUUUCGUUAUAUGUGUAAAAAGUAGCGUAUGUAACGCGGGAAUAAAACAACAAGUUAAUUUCA